Molecule: messenger RNA, 414 nt
Organism: Hyalella azteca
Lineage: Eukaryota; Metazoa; Arthropoda; Malacostraca; Amphipoda; Hyalellidae
Product: rRNA-processing protein FYV7-like
Exons: 1
Coding region: 1-414 (137 amino acids)
Source: RefSeq, a predicted model, not a curated record
AUGUCGGAUAAUAGAAGGGGCAGGAAACGGAGAGGAAGGAAGCUGGACAAAGAGGAAGAGGUAGCUGGGAUAGAGAGGAAGCUGGACCAAGAAGGAGAGGUAACUGGGAGAGAGAGGAAGCUGGACAAAGAGGCACAGGAAACUUGGAGGGGGAGGAAGCUGGACCAAGAGGAAGAGGUAGCUGGGAGGAAGAGGAAGCUGGACCAAGUGGAAGAGGUAGCUAGGAGGGAGAGGAAGUUGGACCAAGUGGAAGAGGUAGCUAGGAGGGAGAGGAAGCUGGACCAAGUGGAUGAGGCAGCUAGGAGGGAGAGGAAGUUGGACCAAGUGGAAGAGGAGGAAGUUGGACCAAGAGGAAGAGGUAGCUGGGAGAGGAAGCUGGGCCAAGAGGGAGCAGUAACUGGAAAGGAGAGGUAA